Paramecium octaurelia is the source of this 912-nucleotide messenger RNA. NCBI's taxonomy places the organism in Eukaryota, Ciliophora, Oligohymenophorea, Peniculida, Parameciidae. The record is from the annotation of a GenBank genome assembly.
UAAAAAUGAGUAUUUAUUUCGACGGGUCAAAUGUUGGAGUACAAAUAGCUCCAAUUGAAUAUCAACCAACUUAUACAGUGUCAAAUAUGUAUGAUUACUUGGCGCAAUACUAAUUAGACAGAUAACAAUAUUGUUUAACUUUGGAUGGAUAAACAAUGUUAAACCAUUAAGAUGGUUCAUACAUUUCAUAAUAUUUUUAACCUAAUGCAGCUCUUUAUGUUCUUUAAGCAUAAUAGCCAGCAUUUACUGUGUUUUUUGAAGGAUAAUAAAUAAUGACAAAUCAACUACCAAAUAUGCCUAUAUUAGAUGUAUUUUACCUAUAAUAUUUAAUAGUUAUUAACAUAUCUAUAAUAAUAAGGAAUUAAUCUAGGAUAAAAUGUGUAAGUUGACUUUUAUGAUUAAAAUUCCGCUCCACUAUUUUCAAAUGCUGAUAUUAAUGAGGGUUUGUAUACUUAUACAAAUGGAAAUUAAAGUGUAAUCAUAAAUGUCACAUCUUUAUAAGACAGUCCUAAAAAAAUAGAAUCAAAUAAAAAAGUAGAUUCUAUAAAAUAAAAGUAAUUAAUUAUUAAUAAAUAUUAGUAUUGGAGCAAAUGAACUACUCUAAUCCUUGAUUUUACUCAAAAAUGUAAGUUUAUUGAUUGAUCCAAAUGGUUAAUUUGUUGUAUACAAAUUUCACUUCCCAACUCUGAUCCAAGGAUACUUACAAAAAAGUUAAGGAAAAGAUCCAGCUAAUUUUACACAUUUUAGCCCAGUCAAUUCUGAUUGGGUAGAAAAGAAUAACAUAAAAUAUUGCUCAUUUGAUGAUUAUGGAUUUGCUAUUUUAUGGGAAGAUGGAAAUAUUAGUUCUGUGAAAAUUAAGCAAUAGUGAAAAUCAUAUAAAUCAAAAUAAUUAUACAUUUUUUAUCAAUUUAU